Knipowitschia caucasica is the source of this 372-nucleotide messenger RNA. The record is from the annotation of a GenBank genome assembly. NCBI's taxonomy places the organism in Eukaryota, Metazoa, Chordata, Actinopteri, Gobiiformes, Gobiidae.
AUGUCACCCGUAGAGGCCGAGUUUAGCCUCCGUGCUCUUCCCGGAUCCUUUGCCGCCUCGUCCAGUCCCGGAGCCAACGGUGCCUGGCUGUCCAGUCCCAGACCAUCAUCCCCGGAGCCAGAGCAGCCUGGAGCAGAGACGGUGAGACCGCAGCGCGUCCAUGUCUACCCGCGGCGGAGGAGGCAGUCCGCAGGCGCUCUGUGGGCACUCCAAGCUCUGACCCAGCACGAGCCCCAAGAGCCCGGACGCUGCGCGGGACACAGUGUGGAGCGAUCGGAGUCGGUGCGAGCGUGUUAUGUGCGGCGGACACCUGCUCAGGACCGGCUCAGCUCUGGGGCAGACUCUCUUCAGCCGGGUGGGCACGGUGCUUAA